Cucumis sativus (cucumber) is the source of this 1127-nucleotide messenger RNA. Its product is annotated as probable aquaporin NIP-type. Gene Ontology annotation, molecular function: channel activity. The record is from RefSeq and is a predicted model, not a curated record. Gene Ontology annotation, cellular component: membrane. NCBI's taxonomy places the organism in Eukaryota, Viridiplantae, Streptophyta, Magnoliopsida, Cucurbitales, Cucurbitaceae. The transcript is spliced from 5 exons. The coding region runs from base 167 to 976 and encodes 269 amino acids. Gene Ontology annotation, biological process: transmembrane transport.
AACAAACAAAGUUGGAGUUUUCACUUAACAAAACUUCCCUCAAAUAGAGGAAGAACAAAACCGAAAACUAAUCAAAUCAAAAAGGAGAAUUUCAAGUGGACAAAAAAAGAACAACAUAUUGUUCAAAUCAGAAGCUUUUCUUUCUUCUCUCAGAAUCUCAGAAUCAAUGGCCACAAAGAUCGACGGAAUCGAAGAUGAAGAAAUUUCAAAGCUUGAAGAAGGCAUUGUCGUUUCCGCCGUUGCUCGUUUCUGUCCCUCCAAUUUAGUCGUCAUCAUCCAAAAGGUAAUCGCGGAGUUGAUCGGGACGUACUUCGUGAUCUUCGGGGGAUGUGGGGCGGUGGUGGUGAACAAAAUAUACGGAUCAGUGACAUUUCCGGGAAUCUGUGUGGUUUGGGGAUUGAUUGUAAUGGUAAUGGUGUAUUCGGUGGGACAUGUCUCUGGAGCGCAUUUCAACCCUGCUGUUACUCUCACAUUCGCCCUUUUUCGUCGCUUCCCCUUCUGGCAGGUACCAAUAUACACAGGAGCUCAACUAAUGGGGUCCCUUCUCGCAAGCUGCACAUUGGAUCUAAUGUUUGAAGUGACCCCAGAAGCCUUCUUUGGGACAGUGCCCGUUGGAUCCAAUGUUCAAUCUUUGGUUAUUGAAAUUAUCAUCACAUUUCUCUUGAUGUUUGUCAUCUCUGGCGUCUCCACUGAUAACAGAGCCGUAGGAGAAUUAGGUGGAGUUAUGGUUGGAAUGACCAUUCUCUUGAAUGUUUUCGUCGCCGGGCCGAUUUCGGGAGCUUCUAUGAAUCCAGCUAGGAGCCUUGGACCAGCAAUAGUGAAACGGCAGUUUAAAGGAUUAUGGGUUUACAUGUUAGGACCCUUGAUCGGAGCGGUCGCCGGCGGAUUUGUCUAUAACCUCAUGAGAUACACAGACAAGUCGUUACGGGAGAUCACCAGAAGCACCUCAUUCCUCACCGGCACCCACAAAUCAUAACCGCCCGCCCGAUAUUUAAAAAAGCUUGUGAACCAGUAGUAUUCUUUAAUCAUUCAUUUAUGUAUAUAAUUUGUUCUCUCCAUCAAUUGUCUUUCUUUUAGAAUUUUUUUACCAUUUACCCAAACCGUUAAUUAUUUGAUCAUAUGAUGCU